Messenger RNA from Gongylonema pulchrum, 735 nucleotides. The record is from the annotation of a GenBank genome assembly. NCBI's taxonomy places the organism in Eukaryota, Metazoa, Nematoda, Chromadorea, Rhabditida, Gongylonematidae.
CGAGAUAAAGAUGAUCGUGGCCUUGUGAUACUUAUGGUUGAUCAGCAGAUGGGACAGGAUGUAGCAAUGAAAAUUUUUAAAGGUGCACCGGAUCCGCUCAGUUCACAGUUCCGUUUGACUUAUAAUAUGGUUCUGAAUUCACUUCGACUGGAUAGUACCAAACCAGAAUUUAUGUUGGAGAAUUCAUUCGCUCAGUUUCAAAACUAUGACGCAUUACCGCAGCUUUACCAAAACAUAGAUGACAAGAAAAAAGAGCUUGCUGCUUACAAAAUUGAUGACGAAGCAGAACUUGCCGAAUAUUAUCAAACGGAAGAACAAAUGAACAAGGUGAAAAAGGCUGUGAGAAGUGCGACCACAAAACCCGAACAUCUUUUGCCUUUUUUGCAAGCCGGACGUUUGCUCCAUAUUGUGUCGAGCGACAGGGACUUCGGCUGGGCAGCUUUACUGAACUUCCACAAAAAGUCUAACCCGGUCGAUCCUCUCGGUGUAGACGUGUUGUACGUACUGGAUGUUUUGAUGUUGCUCUCAUCUGAAAGUGUUAAAAAUUUGCUGGACAUUACGCAGCUGCGACCGCCUAAUUCAGAUGAGAAAGGUGUUCUUGAAGCAGUAUCAGUUGCGAUCAGUUGCGUAUCUGAGAUUAGCUCAGUUCGCGUGAAGCUACCUCAGAACCUGAAAACACACGAAAGCAAGCAGAACGUUGGACGUGCAAUAAAAGUAAGUCGUUACCGGUUUUGA